This is a messenger RNA of Punctularia strigosozonata HHB-11173 SS5, 1760 nucleotides long. Its product is annotated as Clavaminate synthase-like protein. Gene Ontology annotation, molecular function: oxidoreductase activity. The record is from RefSeq and is a predicted model, not a curated record. NCBI's taxonomy places the organism in Eukaryota, Fungi, Basidiomycota, Agaricomycetes, Corticiales, Punctulariaceae. Bases 118 to 1308 code for a protein of 396 amino acids. Gene Ontology annotation, biological process: carnitine biosynthetic process. The transcript has 3 exons. Gene Ontology annotation, cellular component: mitochondrion.
CUUAUACUCGCUUGGGUGGCAUUCCACCACCGAACUCUCAUUCCUGAGACAGGACCCACCCCGAAUAACAACGCGUCUACACCGAACGCCCCGGUUAACGUAAACAGCGCACUCCACAUGCGGCCCUCUUUACGUUUGUUCGCGCCCUUCGCCAUCGGAGAUUCCUCCCUGACCGUCAAGUCCCUUGGCGCCGCGUUCCCCUACCGAUGGCUGCGCGACUCCUGCCAGUGUGCAUCCUGCGUCCAUCCCAGCACGCGACAGAAACUCCAUCGCACGACCGACGUCUCGCCCGACGUCGCCCCGGUGCCGGGAGGGGUGACGCCCCUGCCUGGCGGAGACGGAGUCAGCAUCGAGUGGCGACAGGGACAUCGGUCCUCGUUCGGAUUCGACUUCCUGGAACGAUACUCUGCCGUAAACCGGCGGCAGGCCUUCCAUCGCGAUCUCGACCGCAUCCCAUGGGAUCGGGCGCGCUUACAACACACGGAUGCGAAACUCUAUCAGACGUACGCGGAUCUGAAGACGGAGUCCGGAUUGCUGGCCGCGAUCUCUCAGCUCUGGCAAUACGGCCUGCUCUUCGUCACCGGCGUCCCGACGGCGGAGACCAGCGACGAGCGUUGCGAAGUGCGCGCCCUCGCGAGCAGGUUUAGCGAGGUCAGGGCGACGUUCUAUGGCGAGACAUGGGACGUGAAAAACGUACAGCAAAGCAAAAACAUCGCGUACACCGACUUAGAUCUGGGUCUGCACAUGGAUCUCCUAUACUUUGAGCACCCACCUCGCUUCCAGAUCCUCCACUGCCUCCGAAACCGCGUCCGCGGCGGCGCCUCGUACUUUGUCGACGCCCUACACGCUGCCAGUACGCUGAGCCGCGCCGAUCCGGAGGGCUUCCGCACGCUCACCGAGACGCCGGUGUCGUUCCAUUACAUCAACGACGGCCACCACUUGCACUUUGAGCACCCGACGAUCGAGCUCUUCCCGGCCUCCGACCGUAUAGCGCACAUCAACUACUCCCCGCCGUUCCAGGCGCCGCUUCCGCUCUCUACGCCCGAUGCGUUCUACCCCGCCUUCAGGCGCUUCGCUGACCUACUCGACCGACCCGAGGCACGCUUCGAAUACCUCCUUCGAGAAGGCGACGCAGUCUUGUUCGAUAAUCGCCGGGUGCUGCAUGCAAGGACGGCAUUCCACGACCCCGAGGAAGACGCGGGCGAGGUGCAGGAGGAUAUGACCAACAGGUGGUUGAAAGGGUGUUACAUCGAGGCGGACGCCGUGUUCGAUCGCGGUCGAAUUCUGAGAACCAAGUUGGAAGGCUAGUCGUCGCAGCAGCUGCGUAAUCCAAUGUACAUUAGCGAGCAUGAUCCGUCAUCACCCAUGCAAGUGGAUGGGGUACGGGGUCCGAACCCACAUCCGCCCUCCAGGUGGCAUACAGCUACUUUGCCUGUGGGUUGACACAGUCUGCGAUUGGUAUCCCCUCGAUGAAGCAAGUGGAUGAGCACCCUGAGAUCCUCCUUGUAAUCCAUUCGUCAACCCACGUCAACCCACUCGAUCCACCGAGCGAGCCCGUAUCCACAAAGGCCAGAAAUGUCGAGCGCCGCAUCCGAGUCCGCUCGUGGGCGUCGGAAGAAGAUAUAGACCCAAGCUAGGUGACCAUUCUCGAGGGUUAAUCGUCCAUCCGACCCACGGCCGACCCACAUGCACAAGGAUAUCCACGGUCGAGGCAGUAAAUGUCCACGCUCGUCUGCAAGUUCCCCCCGAUAUACAGCGGU